Molecule: messenger RNA, 2757 nt
Organism: Henningerozyma blattae CBS 6284
Lineage: Eukaryota; Fungi; Ascomycota; Saccharomycetes; Saccharomycetales; Saccharomycetaceae
Exons: 1
Coding region: 1-2757 (918 amino acids)
Biological process (GO): regulation of DNA-templated transcription
Molecular function (GO): zinc ion binding; DNA-binding transcription factor activity, RNA polymerase II-specific
Source: RefSeq, a predicted model, not a curated record
AUGCUACCGUCUAUUGAAUCAAGCAAAAUAUCCAAAAAUUCACCAGAAUCAUCUGCAGUUAAUAAGCCACCGAGAAAGAAGAGACGCUCUACUAUCAAAUCUUGCUCAUUUUGCCGUAGAAGAAAGUUAAAAUGUGACAAAUCAAAGCCUUUAUGUUCCACAUGUAGAGCUAGAAAUUUCACAGAAUGUAUCUAUUCUGAUGCCAUUAAUAACCCUGAAAAUGACUUAGAUAGGCCAAUGUCUUCAGAUGUUGUCAAUGGAGAACAUCCGGAGCUUUCUAUUAAUCCAUCAGUCCAUUCUUUAAAAUAUCAAAAUUUCCAACUAAUGCCUUUACAACAGGCAUCUAAGCUAAGAUUUGUUAACACACAAAGUACGGGAUCUCAAUACAGAUUAUGUGAGAGAGAUACAGAAAUGCUGGAAAGUUUUUCAGGAAGAGUCAACCCACUAAGAAAGAUAUAUUUUGCACAACUGAAAGAGAAUGGUAGAUCAAUUUGUUUUGGUCCUACUUCAAUGAAAUGUUUUAGUCAUAUGGGUGGUCAGUUUCUAUUUAUUGGUCAACCAAAUAUGUGGAAUAUUGUAAAGCGAGCUAGAAAAAAAUGGAAAGCCCAGCAUGAUUUUUCCAUGUUAAGAGAAUUAGAAUCCAUGGAAGAUACUUAUACACAUGAUUCUACUUCAUUAAUUGAUGAAGUUUGUAAAUCAUUGCCAUCAUAUGAUAAUAUCAUUAAAGAUAUUGAAACUUUUUUCCAAGAUUCACAGUUAUAUAUAUAUAACAAUACUUUAGACAAAAAUAAAGUAUUUAGUGAUUUUUAUACUUAUUUUUCUCCAAGCUCUGAUUUGGAUGAAUUUGGCCAUAGAUCAGUAUCAAGUAUUCGAUGUGAUAUUAAGAAGAACCAUUUCAAAAUAGGUGUUAUUAUAAUGAUUAUAGCUUUAACGAGGUUUUAUUCUACAAUCCCCCCUGCAAUUGAGAAAUUUUUAAUUAUGCUAUCAGGAUUUUCAAUGGCCAAAAUAUUUUAUGUGGAAAGAGCCCAAUUUUUAUUCUUAAGAAUCAUUUACAGAUCAAUAUACAUUUCUAACGAUGGUGAUAAUUCAACACUGGUAGAUUUAACAACAAGCUUAUGUUCCACUUGUACAACUUUAGGUUUUAAUCAUGAUAUUGAAUUAAUUUUUGAAAACAAAGAGAAUGUUGUAGGUAGAUUGGAAACGUUGAAAAAUUUAUGGUACUGGAGUUUAUUAUUUGAUUUAGAGGUUUCAUAUGGAAUUGGAAAACCAAUGUUUAUUAGUCCAGAUUAUUUUUAUGAAUUUUCUGGUGAAUUGGAUGAUAAUUCACCAACUUUUAUGGGAUUAAUGAAGAGAUUUUUGAAAAUUACAAGGCCAAUGUUAAGAAGAAUUUUAUCAAGUACUAAAGUUGCUGAUUUUAGUCAAGAUGAAGAACUAUUACUGACCUUUAUAGAAAAAGAAUUCCCACAAAUGAAGUUUUAUCUUGAUAAGAAAGAUAUCGGUAGAACUGAUUUUAAUAACACAAGAUUUUUAGCUUCUGCUAUUUCGAUGCUAGUGGGUAAUUAUUGCAUGAGAUUUGCGUAUUUAAAUGAGCAUACUCAACAAGUGAAUGUUGGUAUUAUGAAAUCAACUUUAUUGGCAUUAAGUCUUUCUACGAAUCUAAUGAUAAGAACAUACUUGAUGGAUUUAAAUAUGUACCCACAUAUGAUGUCUAAAGAUUUUAUAGAGCCAACUCCAUAUAUGUCUCUAGCUGUUUCUAUGAUUGAAUCUCUAUUAGCACGCUCAAUGUGUAGCUUUAUGGUAAUGAUAUUUUACAGGUUGACCGAUACCGGGAAUCCUCCACUAUUUCUCAGUAGAGAUGAAAGCAAAUUAAAGAUCUCUUUGGAUUCAUUAAGAAGCAAUAGUGAAGAUUUUUCCUUGGUAUCUGCCUUUGAAAAAUUCUGCGAAAUAUUUGAUAGAUGGGCCUUGCCUGAUGAUCCAAACAUGCAACUAUUGAUGCGUAGAUCUUAUUUCUAUGUUAUUUCUACUACCUUGGAGAGAUUAGUUAGAAAAAUUUUUAAGAAACUUGUAAAUCAUCGUAAAGAUUUUGAAAAACUUUGGAUUUCUCAAAACUAUAAAACUUUACAAGCUACUUUUGGGAAUAACUUUUUGAAUUGCAGCAAUUUAAAUAAUUCCCAUACUAAAAGCUCGAAAGGGUCUAAUACUUAUAAUAAUUCUUUUAAUAAAUCUUCUCAUCUCACAAGAACUAAUGUCAAUAACAAAAUUAGUGAUUCUGAUGAACAAGCUACUUGUAUAUCUACCUCUCUGCCUUCUCAAGAGUCGCAAAAUACUACACUGGCAUAUCAUUUAACAAACGAUAUAUCAUCUUCAGCUAGCAUUCCAACAGUACUUCAUAGCACCUAUAAUGCUUCUCCAUCUGUAAAGGAUCACUUGGCACCAACACCAAAUACUAAUUCAUUUGAAAGUAAGGUUGCAACUUCCAGUAUGGCACCUGUUAAUGACAUGAAUAUGCAUGCAUCUAGUAAUAUCAAUAAAACAUCAAAUUCUACAAAUAGACCGAUCGAUUCAAAUCACCCACCAGUAUCUGUUUGGAAUUUCAAGAGGAAUAAUUUUCAAGAUAAAGAAAAGGGAUAUGAGGAAUUAUUCAACGAUUUCUGGAUCACUUACAACCAAGGAUUCGAAAAUGUUUUUAAUGAUACUGAAACAGCAUCAAUUGUCGAUGAAUUAUCAUUAUUUGAUGAUUUAUCCUUAUUUAACUAA